This is a messenger RNA of Thyridium curvatum, 1926 nucleotides long. RefSeq lists its product as uncharacterized. The record is from RefSeq and is a predicted model, not a curated record. Gene Ontology annotation, molecular function: protein serine/threonine phosphatase activity. Gene Ontology annotation, cellular component: cytoplasm; nucleus. The transcript is spliced from 5 exons. Lineage: Eukaryota; Fungi; Ascomycota; Sordariomycetes; Thyridiales; Thyridiaceae. The coding region runs from base 1 to 1926 and encodes 641 amino acids.
AUGUCCCUUUCGCUCCUCAGCCGCCACGACGUCGAACGAUGGCUUCCAGAUCCCGUCUCUUCGAAGAGUGGCGGUUUCAUCGCAAAGCUAUUCCUCACCAUACACCGCUCGAUGAGUUGUCUGCCCAAAGGCCCUCUCUGUACAAAAUCUGGAACAACACGGAAUUCGCGAAAUGAGCUUGAGCGCUUUUUUCUCUGGGGUCAAGGCCUCUCCGUCUUGGACGGCGAUUUGGAUGACACCCUAGCGCACGCCAAGGAGCUUCACGAUGAGGUCCUGACCCUGUUGCUCAGGCUUGGGACAUCGGUGCUCCAGUGUCUCUCGAGAGAUUCGGGCGGAGCUCUCAAGGAAGUCGGCGAGCACUGCGAUGAUUUGAAGCGAUUGCUGGACGCUGCGGAAUCCUUACUUCGUGACGAAGAUGACGAUUCAAUCGAGACCCCAGAUGAAGACGCAUUCUCAAUAUCAGACACAUCCGAAUAUGGGGCAGCAGAGAUACUGGACGAGAUCGCGGUCUACAUUGACUGCCUCCUAGACCUCUGCUCCGUCUUGGAACAGCCAGCCCUCGACGUCCAUCUCGAACAAGAAGAGACAGAGGCGUCUAGCAAACAAGAACAAUUUGACGUUUCCAGUGAAGAAGCUCUCAUACAUUGCAGAAGACUGCGGGAUCGCUUUGAGGAGCUGCCAAAGUAUCUUGUAGAGCGCCUGGCUGAAACGAAUGUCCUCCGAUCUGCCAGGCUCCGACAAAACCUUCUCUUCUCCAACACGGAUCCGCGUGUCGUCACGGAUACUACCAAGUCUUCGGUCCCUCCACCCUCUGUCUUCUCGAUAGGGUCUCGGAAGCAAUCAUGGUCGAAGUCGCCUGUCGAUUUUCCUGAUAAUGAGUCCGAGGCAACCUUCGCUACAUUCUCGACAGCCGCCUCGGCGAUCUCUCAAGGACGGCCGCGAGUACCGCCAAAGCCUGAGGCAAGAGACGGCAUCAUAGAAUGUUCCAUUUGUUUAGAGGGUCUGUUACCGAGUGAUGCAGAGGACGGAGUCACAAAACUGGACUGGAGGAAACAUGUCUUCCGGGAUCUUAUGCCCUACUUGUGCGGUAGUAUUCACGGCCAAUUCUACGACCUCCUGAAAAUAUUCGUGUACGUUGGCUUCCCGCCGACCGCCAAUUAUCUCUUUCUGGGAAACUACGUCGACUUCGGUCCGCUAAGUAUCCAGACGAUCUGCCUCCUCCUAGCCUACAAGAUCAAAUACCCCAAGAACUUCUUCCUUCUUCGAGGCAACCACGAGUGCGCCCGGAUGAACCGCAACUCUGGCUUAUAUGCCGAGUGCACUAGGCAGUACGAUGCUGAUUUAUGGAGAGUUUUCAACGCCAAUUUCGACUCCAUGCCGGUGGCCGCUAUCAUCGACGAAAGGAUUUUCUGUAUGAAUGGUGGUCUAAGCCCGGACCUCGAUUCCUUGCAGCAGAUUCGAGACAUUCAGCGACCCACAGAUACCAUCAUACCGAAGGUCCGGAAGACUUUCGGGGGAGAUCCACCCGCGCCGGAUGCGGAGUCCUUAGACGCACCGACGAGCCCCGCUUCUGCCGAGGGUGCGGCCGCGCCGAAGCCCUCGGAUUCAGUUCCAGAGCCUCCAAAGCCGCAGGAUCCCAGUGCCGAUGAUGAAGCUCGCCCGCAGCUUAUCCGGCGGGUACCAAGAGAGAUCGUCUUUGGCGAGAUCGUCCCUCGCUUGCCCCGAGCGCACACGUUUAAAAGACAAAUGGUUGAGACCCGAGAGAACCUAGAGCCUGUCCAGCCCACACCUGCUGAGGAACAUGCUCUCUCUAGGCGGCAUGCAUCUCAGAUCAUCUCAAAAUACCCCUCUAAUCCGGAGAGCGUAGAUGAGAUGGCACCGUCGAGCGAGACCCAGAUGAAGGCCCCCUCAAUCAGCAAACGGUAA